GAGGGGUGGUGAGGUCAUUUGCUGCUCCCCCGCCAUUGCUUUAAAUCGCUCCCAAAAGCGGGAGCCGCAGAGAGACAGAGCGCGAGGCACCCAGAGCGCCGAGGCCAGCGCAGAGGCGGAGCAGAGGAGAGGAAACGGAGGAGAUAUGGUGGUGAUGAGCGCGGAGGAGAUGGAGGAGGAGCGGCCCAUGCACCAGGGAUGCAUGGCCGGGUUCCUGCACCUCUUCCACCACGCGCCGCGCCGCCUCACGUCGGUCUCCAGUGGGUCCGCGACACCGUCGGAGAGGUCGAUGCCGCUGGAGCGGGCGACGCCGGGGCCGUCUUCGCCGGACAUGACACCGCCGGCCGCCCCGAGGCCGUCGCUGCAGCUGCCGCCGCUGGAUUUCAAGGACGGCGGCGGGGUGUGCGCCGCGUCGUCGUGGAGGCUGCCGCGGCUGUCGUUGGACAGCCGCGCGGUGGUGGAUUUUAGGGGGAAGCUCCGGCCGCGGGAGAUCCGGACGUCAUCGCCCGUGGCCGCGCCGCCGUCGCCGUCUGGGGGAGACGAGCGGCGGUCGCCCAGCGUCGUCGCGCGGCUCAUGGGCCUCGACGCGCUGCCGCACGGGCAGGGAGGGGACGGCCAGCACGGGGGCGCAUGCGUGAGCGAGCUCAGGCGGUCGGCGUCAGAGCGCGUGCCUCGGGACCCGUCGCACUUCCGGUUCGUGGACCCAUCCUUCUUCGAGAGGCCGGCGUCGCCGCUGCCGCAACAGAGGCCGCCCGCGUCGUCCCCGGCCACGGAGGCGGCAAUGCGCCGGGCGCCGGAUGCGGCUUGCCCCCGCUCGUUCCAGAGGCGCAGCCGCUUCGACGCGCAUGAGGUGUUCCCGGAGCCGGCGAAGCGCUUCGAUCCCGCAGCCGGCCACGGAGAGAUCGCGCUCUACGGCGAGAUCGAGCGGCGGCUUCGGAAGCGCGGCAUCGCCGAUCCGGCCAGGGAUCUCGAGACGCUCAAGCAAAUCUUGGAGGCCCUGCAGCUCAAAGGUCUCCUUCACCACACCCGUACGCCGCUGCCGCCCGUCCGCACCCUUCCGCCACCCAUCGUUGUGAUGCGCCCGUCGCACCGUUCGCCGCAGCUGCCGCCGGCACGGUUGACUCCCGCCCGGCGACUCCGCGUCGACGUCGACCUUGCCGGACGCCCGCGGUCACCGGACCCGUCCGCUUCUCUCUCGCGGAGCCCGGCCUCCCCGGCGAGGCGCGGCCCGCAGUCUCCGCAGCGGCGCGUCUCGCCGGCGCAGUCGCCGAAGCACCAAUCUUUCAAGAAGCCAAGCGCCGCAGACGCCUCCAGCGCCCGCUUCCGCAUCGCCCGCCACGCGGCUCACAACGCCUCGACGCUAUCUCCCGACGACGACGGCGGCAGCAGCAGCUCCUUCAGCCCCUCCUCCCGCUGGGACUUCGAGCCGCAGCCUGUGCGUGGCGACGACCCCGGGACGGAUCGCGGGCUGCUGGAGCGGUGCGGCAAGCUCUUGAGCAGCAUCCAGGCGUUUACCUCCGGCGACGCGGCGGCGGCUGACCAGCAGCCGAGCCCGGUGUCCGUGCUUGACGCUGCGUCCUUCCUCGCCGACGAGGACUCGCCGUCGUCGUCGUCAGGCUCGAAACGAGCAAUCGACUUCGGUAGCGCCCCGAGCCGGAAGCCGGCCACGCUGUCGGACCCAGAGGAUGACGAGUGGGCCCUAGGCUCGUGGCUGGUGGGCCCAGAGACGAGUGAUGACCCGGACUACACCUACGUGGUAGAGCUAGUCCGGUUGUUCCACCGCAAGCGGGACCCAGCCGACGUGUACAAGAUCGCGGAGCAGGGGCGCCAGCGUGGCAGCGACGACGACACGUGGCACCACCGGAGGCUGCUCUGCGGCGCGGUGGCUGAGGCGCUGGACCGGCAGCGGUCCGCCUGCCCGUGGGAGCCCGCGGCGUGGCUCCGCGGCGGCGAGCUCGUCGACCACGUCUGGGCCGAGGUCCGCCGCGUUCGCGAGCCCGUGGCGUGGGCGGGCGACCUUAACGACGUCACUUGCAACGCGAUCCAGCGCGACCUGGCGGCUGACGGCCGGUGGGCGCCGCCGCAGCAGCGGCCGCCCGGCGCGGAGGUCGCUGACGCGGUGCUGCAGAUCGAGCGACUGGUGUUCAAGGACCUCGUCGCCGAUACCAUCCGCGAGCUCGCCGACGCGGACCGCCUCCUGCCACGCCGGAAGCUCGUCUUCUGAUCUCCUCAAUAACAACCACCGGCAUUAUCGCUAGAGC
This is a messenger RNA of Phragmites australis (common reed), 2261 nucleotides long. RefSeq lists its product as uncharacterized. The transcript has 3 exons. Gene Ontology annotation, biological process: regulation of monopolar cell growth. Bases 146 to 2224 code for a protein of 692 amino acids. The record is from RefSeq and is a predicted model, not a curated record. Lineage: Eukaryota; Viridiplantae; Streptophyta; Magnoliopsida; Poales; Poaceae.